CAGUUCAGUUUCUUUACUGGUUUAUUUGGAAGGAUUUGUUUUCUAAACUUUCUGAAUCUAAGUGCAGUUUCACACCCCGUGCAGCAGGGGUCGCUGUCGGUCGCCUCAUYGUGUUGAUUACUCUCCUAACGUCCGCCUCCGCUCUYGGUCGCUUUGUUUUGAAUAGAUUAGCUUGUUUCCAGCUAACCGGAGUCGGAAUGGAGGAGGAUCCGGAGACCGGGAAUUCAUCCCGGACGGAGAGAAAAGCGUUGGAAAAAGCCAAAAUACUACAACGUGAAAGAGAGAGAAAAGUUUUCCGACUGGUCGGACGGGUUCUGAAGAAGCCUGAAGCUGAGCGGUCGGAGGAAGAGGCCGCAGCGCUGCUGCUACACAGAGAGGCCGUGGACGAGCUCUGCAGGAGGCAGAUUCGAAGAAAUGUCCUGAAGAGGAAGCAGGAGGAGGUGUUUGACGAUGCUGAUGAAUUGAAGAGUAAAGUCAAGCAGCUGGCUGCAGCUGUCAAGCAAGCCAAUCACCUGGUGGUUUAUACUGGAGCAGGAAUCAGCACRGCAGCCUCCAUCCCAGACUACAGAGGCCCUAACGGGGUGUGGACGCAGCUGCAGAAGGGCCGCACCGUAAGCUCUUCAGACUUGAGCAAAGCUGCACCAACCGUCACACACAUGUGUAUCAGGAUGCUGCAUAAAGAGACGCUCGUAUGUUAA
Poecilia reticulata (guppy) is the source of this 698-nucleotide messenger RNA. The record is from RefSeq and is a predicted model, not a curated record. Lineage: Eukaryota; Metazoa; Chordata; Actinopteri; Cyprinodontiformes; Poeciliidae.